This is a messenger RNA of Notothenia coriiceps (black rockcod), 1161 nucleotides long. Its product is annotated as phosphatidate phosphatase LPIN3-like. Gene Ontology annotation, molecular function: transcription coactivator activity; phosphatidate phosphatase activity. The transcript has 2 exons. Gene Ontology annotation, biological process: fatty acid catabolic process; triglyceride biosynthetic process; cellular response to insulin stimulus. NCBI's taxonomy places the organism in Eukaryota, Metazoa, Chordata, Actinopteri, Perciformes, Nototheniidae. The record is from RefSeq and is a predicted model, not a curated record. The annotation marks the transcript as partial. Gene Ontology annotation, cellular component: nucleus.
AUACAGAUACAGAAGCCUGAAUAGGCACAGAAAGAGGUUAUUCUCAUUACCCUUUUUUCACAUUGGUGUUGUUAUGUCUGUCACAUUAAGGCCGUUUUAUUUCAUUUGUUUACCUGCACAGCAAGGCUAAAUAGCAAUUUAAACUAAUCACUUUUAGUCACACAUUGUUUUUUCAAUUCAAGCCUACCUUUCUGUCGUGUCCUCUUCCAUGGUCUCCAUAACAAUUUGCAACAUAUUUGCUUGACUUCCUCCUGAAUUGCCUUGGCCUAUAAAGGAUUUUCCAGUUUUGGUAUAGCAUGACUGCCAGAGAGUCCCUCCAUGUUUGAUGGCCCAGAGAGCUGUGGUCAAGCCCAGAAACUGUGUGGCCGAUCAGUUUGCGUGUGUUCAUGCCAAGCGUGUUUUGAAUAGCCUGUCCGAGCCUUUCAGAAACUGCUGGUCUGGCUGUCAUGUGCAGUGCAAGUGGGGAAGUAUGAAUUCGGUAUGACAGGAUGGUGUGAAUGUGCUUGUGAAAUUGCGUGAGAUAGAGGAAGCAUUGGCGGGUGACUGAAUAUACCAGGACUCUCUCAUAGCUAUAUUUUACGUCCCGAGCUUAAAGAACAAAGAACUAGAGCGCUGUCAUCUGAAAUGACAGCUUAGCAGCUCGUCUGUAAAAACGUUUGUAGCUACAUCUAACAAAAUGUAGCCUUACACCUACAGACAGAUAGGUGAAGUGGCCGUAGCCUUGUGAGGCAGCCUCAGCUUUCUUGGGAAUGGAGGGGACAGGUUUCUCAGGUGGGAAUGGAGGUACAGUUUCUUGAGACUGUUCCUGAGUUCCAGUGGUGGGAAAAGUCUUUGUAGCGGUGUCGUAUGGCAGAAAGGAGGUCAAGGAAACGCAGCCUGGUGGGGAGGGGACAUCUGCAUCCUUCACUGUGGUCCCAAACCAUGAAUAUUGUGGGCCAGUUUGCGGAGACGGUGUUUGUGACGGUGAAGGAGCUGUACCGCGGCCUGAACCCCGCCACUCUGACGGGGGGGAUCGAUGUCAUUGUGGUGCGACAGCCUGAUGGAUCCUUCCAGUGUUCCCCCUUUCACGUCCGCUUCGGCAAACUGGGUGUGCUGCGCUCCAAGGAGAAAAUUGUAAGUGUCAGUAAUUACGUUCACUGCCACUGCCGUCCUAGCUCAAAG